Messenger RNA from Colletotrichum higginsianum IMI 349063, 1818 nucleotides. Its product is annotated as Platelet-activating factor acetylhydrolase. The record is from RefSeq and is a predicted model, not a curated record. Lineage: Eukaryota; Fungi; Ascomycota; Sordariomycetes; Glomerellales; Glomerellaceae. The coding region runs from base 1 to 1818 and encodes 605 amino acids. Gene Ontology annotation, molecular function: 1-alkyl-2-acetylglycerophosphocholine esterase activity. The transcript has a single exon.
AUGGUGUCGGGAGAGAAAAAGGCCUCGACCGAGGACAGGAAACGACGAUCGGCGACGCACCCGCCUAAGACCAUUAGGGAACGCUUCCUCCACUCGCUGCCGUUCUACACGGGUCCCUAUGGCGUGGGGUUCCUCGAGAUCGAGGCGCCCGUCAGCCAGCCGCGUGUGGUUUCCGACCUCAGGCGCGACAACGUGCCGCUGCUCAGGCUCGACACCGUCUUGUUCGCCGUCUACUACCCGUGCGCCCUCAAGACCAAGACGGACGACCACGCUGCCCCCGAGCACGACUGCAAGGGGAAGGAAGGCGGGAACAGGAACAAGUCUCAGCCCUCGCGGGUCGGAUGGCUCCCGCGCCCGCGCGUCCUCACCUGCAAGGGCUACGCCAAGUUCUUCAGCGUCCCGAACCUGCCGGUGACGGCCUAUAUCGCUGCCACUUCCAUGUUUACCAAGCUCCCGGCGUUGCGUAAUGCCAAGCUCGCAGGACACUGGCCGGAAGAAAUGCUGGGCGACGAGGGGCCCACUGGACGGACGGCACGGAACGAGGAGUCGAGCUCCGGCACGAGCCCGACGUUCCCCGUCAUCAUCUUCAGCCACGGUCUUGGGGGCUCCAGGAUGAGCUACAGCUCCAUCUGCGGCGAGCUGGCGAGCUACGGUUUCGUCGUCGUGGCGGUGGAGCACCGGGACGGGAGCGGCGCCAGAACCUAUGUUAACCUGCCCGAGAAUCGCGAGGUGUCCGACAGCGAUUCGUCGGCGGCUCAGGCGUACGUCAAGAGCUUCAGCGCCCAGAAAAUCAAGAACAGGAAAAAGGGCAAGCAGAGCGAUCGGCACUACUGCGUUGACUAUCUCUUCCCCAAGGACAACGCCCAGGAUACGGCGCCCCACAACGCCCGUGGCGUCGACACGGAAUUGAGAACGGCCCAGAUCGAGAUGAGAAUGGCGGAGAUGGAGGAGGCCUACCGCAUUCUCGGGCGCAUCAAUAGCGGCCGGGGGCACGAGGUGGAAGCUACAAAUUUGAGGAGGAAGGGCAACGUCGCCUCCAGCUCCCAGGGCCUCACGGGGAUCAUGUGGGAGGACUGGAAGGGCAGGAUGUUUCUCGACAACGUGACCGUCAUGGGCCAUUCGUUCGGCGGGGCAACGACGGUCGAAACCCUGCGAACGGAAUCGUUCGCCUGGGUCGGCCAGGGCAUCAUCCUCGACGCUUGGGGCCCUGCCACGCCUCGGGCCGGAGACGACGCCCGACACCGCGUCAGAAAACCACUAUUGUCGAUCGGAUCCGAAGCCUUUAUGCACUGGCAGGACAACUUUGAUAGGCUCGUCGACAUCUGCAACGAGGCGAGGGCGGAGGACGCGCCCGCCUGGAUGAUGACUAUUCGUGGAUCGACGCAUCUCUCGCAGACCGACUUCGCCAUCCUGUAUUCGACAUGGACAGACUUGUUGAUGAAGACGCUGGUCAAUCCCCUUAGGGCCAUCUACCUCACGAUCUCGCCUUCGCUCGAGUUCCUCAAGAUGAUGUUGCCGCCGGAGCAGACAAAGUACAACACGUGGGCCGACGAAAAGAUUCUCAAAACGGCCAAGUCGCCUUCAGAACCGCUCGCCGUAGUGACGCACGAUCACCGCCCUGACGAUCGAUGGAUCGCCGUCCGUCUCAGAGUGGACAACGAGGCUACCCUAAGGGCGAAGGGCUGGCUCCGGCACACGCGCCGAGUAUUGCUCAGGAAGGGGGAAGGAUCAGGCAUGCCGCCGUCGGAGCUGAUCAACUGGGGCGAGGGCAACGAGGUUUGGAUGCAUGUGAGCCCGGCCCGUGAGUCCGGCCCGUGA